Molecule: messenger RNA, 603 nt
Organism: Rotaria socialis
Lineage: Eukaryota; Metazoa; Rotifera; Eurotatoria; Philodinida; Philodinidae
Source: the annotation of a GenBank genome assembly
AUGUAUUAUAAUGAUAGACAUGUAUCGGUUCGAAGCAAUGAGAACGAUCUCGAGGAUAAAGACGAUUUACUUGAUAAACAACAUUUAUCCGAUGUUGCCAUGGAAAAACUUCGAAGUGUUAUUAAGACAAAGGCUGCCGGAGAAUUGAUCAUCAAAUUAUCUAAUUUGGAACAAACACUUCAUUUAGCUGGACAAAAUAUGACAAAAACUACGAUAGAAAAAAUAAAAAAUACCCUAGAAGAAACUUAUCAUACCGAUGAAUAUUUUCUUGACGAAAUUGAAUCUAUUCUGGCACCUCAUUGGGAAGAAUUAACAGAUGAUGAUAUAGCACUUUUAUUAAUAAAAUCAUUCGAAAUAUUUGAUAGUGAACAACAAGGUUCUAUUUCUAAACAAGACUUAAUCCAAAAUCUCACAACCUUAGGUGAAAUGCCGUUGGCUAUGAACGAUUUUCAAAUUAUGUUUUCGAUGAUCGAUAAGUCGAAACGAUCAUUAAAUACAUUUCAUUAUCAUCAAUUUGUUCACAAACUUUGCGGCUCAGUAAAGGCGAAGAAAAAAACAAAGAAAAAAAAACACUUCAUGAUUUCUAAUAAACAGAUACAUUAG